UCCUUGCACUUAAGCAAGAAUGGCACCUGCAAUCACAUCGCUGAGGGCACCACUGGAAGACAAAAAUAUAUGUUCCAAAUUGAGAAAACCAUUGGUGGAGAAAAUGCGCAGAGAUCGCAUGAACAAAAGCAUCGAGCAGCUGGGCAGGCUCCUGACGAGUGAGGGUCAGAUACAGAAGUCCGACUCGAGGAUGGAGAAGGCGGACAUCCUAGAAUUGGCCGUGAGCUACCUAAACGAAUCUCGCACCAUCCUUGCUUCCCGGCGAAGAAUGGAAGAAGAAGGCUACGUACAGUGUGCCCGAGAGAUCGUGCGAUUCCUUUGUAGAGACGAAGUGACUACCGAAUCGCACAGAAAACUGCUGGAUCAUUUUGAAAAUACCCGGCGGUAUCCCGAGACUUCGCAGAAAAACCUGCCAGAAGAGGAGAUCCCGGAGAAAGAGAGAGUGGCGCAAAGUAACAUACACCUCUGGAGACCUUGGUAGAGCAAAGAGGUGGAAAUGAGCAGAAAGACUGUUCCACAGUAGAGGACAUUUCUCUUUUAAGUUCCGUGGACUUUGCUUUGCCAUCAGAGCAUUUCUGUUACUUCAAUGAAAGUAUACUUUUUUUAGUACACACGUAGGUGUGUUGGUCAUAUGUUUAAAUGUUGAAUCUUCUGUGAAGAAAGAGUGUAACUGCAAGAGGUGGACGCUAUUGCAAAUAUUGAUUACUUUUUUCUAAAGAAAAGUUCUGAAUAUAAUAAAACUGCAACAAGCUGUUAGUAGAAGACUGCAGUUCCAAAUAUGUAUUAUUUUAUUUUAAGAAAUGUUCAUUAACCUCUAUAGGUGAAUAUGUGACUCUUAGAAGAGACGCGCCUCCCAGUAGCUCAUUACGAGCAAAUUUUACGAAUUUAUUAUUAAAUUCUUGUUUUAAGAAAGGUUUCUAAUUUGGAGUUAUUGAUACUCCUUUAUAACACUGUUAAUUGUAGUGUGUAUCACACUGUA
Molecule: messenger RNA, 979 nt
Organism: Polypterus senegalus (gray bichir)
Lineage: Eukaryota; Metazoa; Chordata; Cladistia; Polypteriformes; Polypteridae
Product: transcription factor HES-5-like
Exons: 2
Coding region: 20-481 (153 amino acids)
Biological process (GO): regulation of transcription by RNA polymerase II; regulation of neurogenesis; anterior/posterior pattern specification
Cellular component (GO): nucleus
Molecular function (GO): RNA polymerase II cis-regulatory region sequence-specific DNA binding; protein dimerization activity; DNA-binding transcription factor activity, RNA polymerase II-specific
Source: RefSeq, a predicted model, not a curated record